AUCGGCACGAACCAUUGAGUGACAAGUAUCGAUGACAUCGAGUCAGGUCGGACACGAAUGUGCAUGAGCUUCACUGUCAAACCACCACAUCGCCCACACCCCGAUCAUUCAAACCGUCCAUCUGCCAGCCCUUCUCACCCGGGGCACCCCCACAUCUACAUUCGUAGCUGGGGCUGCGUGUGGCCACACACAGAGAGGGAAGGCACGAAAAACCCCACGCACACGCACCAGAUCGACCAGCUAGCCUGCCUCUAUCUGUAUGAAGUGACAAUGUCCUUCAAGUUGUCGACAGUGAUGGUCUUGGGUUUGGCCUCGGCCCAUAUGCGCGGCUCCGACACGCGCAGCCUCUCCGCGGCCGUCUCGGUGUCGUGUGUGGACGCCUCCCACGCUAUCGCCUCGCCCACCUGCCGCAUCUCGGUCCAGACCUUCUUGGCGUCGCCCACCUGGAUCUGAGGCACCACACUGCACUCACACACACACGCACACACACACACACACACAGACGAGGGAUGGGUGAGGGAUGAUGGGUGUCGCUGCCUGGCCUGCUUACUCACGUGGUGAGUUUGUUGAGGAAGGCGUCUUCGGUGUAUGUCUCGUCGUCAUACACGAUCAUCAUGGAGUCGGCGAAGCUCUUGUCGCGGCCAUCACCUCCCGUUGUGCCCACCUCGGGAGUCAACUCCUCCUGCACACAACACACACACACACACACCCACACCCAGCACGAUGCUUGCUGCUUGCAGGCAGCUCUUUCCUCUCCCUGCUCAUUGUGUGGCGCAGCGCACCUCCUUGACUUCUUCUUUUCGCUCCUGCUGUUUGAAGGACGUCUGCAUCUCCUUGAACUUGGUGGGGAGCUUCGUCUUCUGCCGCCCAAUGGCCGCCCCGCCGCCUAUCGACAUGGAUGGCUGGGAUGUCUGCACGCACAUGGGGAACAGAAAUAUACAUGUACCACCUACCCAUGUGUAAACGGCGUGCGUGUAUGCUGCGGUGUGGUACUUACCAUCUCCCAUUUGAGGUAGAGUGUGGUGGCGAGCUCGGGCUCCUCCACCUUCUCGCCUCGCUUGAUGGCUGGAUCAAUGUUGAUCAGACAGACAGACAGACAGACAGAGAGACAGACAGAGGGUCAGCCACACAUUUUGCCGUUCCUUCCCUCCCUCCCCAUCACACCCCAUCGAUGCAUGCCCACUGAUUGCUUACCGAUUUCUUCCUGUAUUCGUUUGAGGUUCUCCUUGGCCCUCUCGUUCUGCUGGCUGACGACCACCUGCUUCCUCUGGCGCUUGGUCAUCAUCUUCCACUGCGACAGCUCCUCAUAACGAGACAAGUCUGCACACACAGACAUGGGCGAAGAUGUGGGUGGUUGCAUGCUCAUUCAUUGUGUGGGUACGCGUCACGCUCACACGCACCUCUUGGUGGUGGGGGCUGUGCGCCCUCCUGCAUCCACUCGUCAUACAUUUCCUGGAUGCGGCCGAUCAGUGCCGUCCGCCGGUAGGGCGCCUCAAACAGCGACUCUGCCAUUCAUGACACACACCCACACGCAGAUGGACGAGGGAAGAUGCUUCAUCGCCUCUCUAAUGCCCUCCUGUUUCUUGGCUUACCGAUGUUGUCUCGUGUUGGCCUCUCGUAGCUCGGGUCGGUGCUCAUGAGCAGUGCCUCGUACAUGGCCUCGUCAGCCGACAAAGGACGCUCAGCUAUGCUAAACGCCUGAAUGAGCCAACCACACACAUACACGGAGGAACGUAGGCAUGUGGCCGCCCUCUUGCAAUCGAUGAUACGCCGCGAAUGAGAGUACCUCUCUGUUUGGGACAGUGUCAGGCUGGUCGAUCCCUUCGUAUAUGGCCUGUGGGAUGGUCGGCAGGUCGUCGAGGAUCCUGUAACGCUCCCACAUUGACGGAUCCCGAAACUCAUCCAACUACACACACAACACACACAACACACACAAUAUGAGCGCAUGCACGGUCUCUUUUGCACCCUCCCGCCGCCUGCUCACCGUGCCGCCGACUUGCUGCCUAUCCAGCGCCAUCGUCCGGAUUUGUUUAAACUUCUGGUGGGCGAUGCGCUCGAGCUUGUCGGCCUGCUUCUCCUCCCACACCUGAUCGAUCACGUCGUAUCGGUACGACGGCUGCAGCUCAUCUGCCUCCCCCUUGCUGCUCAAGGCCAUCCGCAGCCGACGCGCCACCGCAGCUGACUCGAGGCAGUCCUGCUCCUCGGCGAUGGACUCGAUCUUGCCGAUCAGACUCUCAACCUCACUAUCGCCCGCCAGGCGUUCAAGGGCUGACGAGCUGCCCUUGGGGUCACGCAAGGCAGCCAAAAGCUCUUGCAUCUUAGCUGCGUGGUCAGCACAUACACAGGGAUGGGCAGUGGAAGAGUGGUCGAGUCUCUGGGUGCCUGUGGGUCUGUACCGUCGUUGAGUAUGUCCAUUGUGUCGUCGACGGGCAGGACAGUGUACUCUGGCGGCGCAUCAUAGUACAGCUGGGGGGAGGGGUGGUACCAGGUGGGCGUCCUGUUGAUGUCAGACGGCGCCUUCUGAAACACACACACACACGACCACACUCAGAAAGAUGCGGCCGAUGAUCCGAUGAUGCAUCAUCUCCCACUGAUCUACAUGCAUCUGCAUGUGCUGCGCUGCCUGCUUGCCCCACCCACCUUCCUUGGUCUGAAUUUGUUCUGCUUCUUGGCGCCCUUGAGCUGCACUCGUGACGACAUCAUGACUGUCGAUGGAGGGCGGCCGGCAUCUGCCCUCCUCCUCAGCGCAAGCGAGCGAUCAAGGGCAAGACGGGUUGGGGAAAGCAGAAAGGCCGCCGAAGGCGCGACGAAUGACGCGAGCGUCACCAGCGCCGCCGCCAUCGCCUGGAUGGGCAUCUUCUCACAGAUGGAGAGGGGCGGACGCCGCAGCGCUGUCACAGCCCGUCUGUGCUUCUGUUUUACCUCUUCUUUUCCU
Molecule: messenger RNA, 2935 nt
Organism: Vitrella brassicaformis
Lineage: Eukaryota; Vitrellaceae
Source: the annotation of a GenBank genome assembly